AUGGCUCGUACACAGAGAGAUCUAGAGGGAUGGGAGCUCAUAUUUCAUGACGACACCUCACAGACUGACGACCAGCCCCGCCGACGCUCCCGCCGCUCGGCGCCGAUAGUGCAAACAAUCACGUUGAAGCGCCACCAUCUCCCCACUGAAGUCAAUGUCGGCGAUUUCGUUAAGCUCUCCAGCGACGAAGUGGUGCUAGUAUCGGAAAUUCGCUUAGGUGGGUCGGAUUACUUGGAGGUAAACACCUUUUCCACCAUACCCCAACCAGAGGGCAAAUUCAUGUUAACCCCGGUCCAGGGCAAGCUAGAACACGUGCUGAGCAUCGUCCAGGUGGUUGAUAGCGUGCCUACGCAUGCCUACGACCCUGACGAAGAACACCAGGUGGAAUUGGACUGGGAACUGGCCAAGGCGAUGUUGAUUGCCAAUAAGAUUCGCUUUUCCGACUGGCUCAAGGAAGCGGUGCUUCCUCCCGAUAGUAGGCGUCCCAGUGCCGAACCGCUGACCCCGAGAAAGAGACAGAAACGAUCCAGGUACGUCGAGCUGCUGGACGAAGAAGUAAACGAGGAUCUGGGCGAUGACUAUGUGGCUGAUGUCCAGGUGAAACUCGAGCCGUCCGACGACGAAAUGCCUGAAAUGGAUGAUGAAGCGGAGGAAGAUAUCGAUGCAGAACUACUGGACGGGGGCGACGAUGGCAUUACCAACCCGUUUAAUCAGCCGUCGACGCCGAAACGGAAACCAGGGCGUCCCAGAGUGAAACCCCUGGAAAAAGACGAUGAGAACUUGAAGUUUAUGAAGGAUGUCCUCAACUCCCUGACUAAGAAAUCACGUAUCCGCAAUCUGCCUCAGAAAUCAGUCAAGAAUAAAGUGGACUUGUCCCAGUUAUCGCCGUCGAAAAAGAAGCUACUGGGACUCACUAUCAAUAAGACGUUGGACAAAACUUCUCAGGCAUUCAAAGACUUAAAAGCCAAGCUUGAAGCCGGCUCGGUAUUUGAGAUGGUGGUGGGGCGUGAAGAUGAAUUUAUGACAAUUAUGAUGAACGUCCAGGACGCCAUCUGGGCCGAGGAAGGGUGCUGCAUCUACGUCAGUGGUACUCCAGGUACGGGUAAAACUGCCACCAUCCGCCACGUGGUUGAGGCUCUUAAACAAGAAGUGGAGGCAGGCCAAGUGCCUCCAUUUGACUUCACUGAGAUCUGUGGGUUGCGUAUCAUUCUGGCGCCCUACGUCUACGAAUUGCUUUGGGAGUCGAUCAGUGGCUACAAGAUCCACCCCUCCAACGCCAGUACAUUAUUAGAUGAGCACUUCAAACAGGGGAGAGCUAAGCGUCCCAUGGUGGUGUUUUUGGAUGAGCUCGACCUGAUGGUGCUGAACCGCCAGGAAGUGUUGUAUAACUUGCUCAAUUGGCCCACCUACACCGGUUCCAAGCUCAUCGUCAUUGCCUCCGCCAACACCAUGGACUUACCUGAACGGAUGCUUGCCAAUAAAGUGUCGCUGAGAUUGGGGUUGCGAAGAAUCCAGUUCCCCGGGUACACUCACACUCAGCUUCAGGAUAUCUUUAAACACCGUCUCGAAUUGCUUGCCAAGGAAAUGAGUACUGACGGCGCUCGAGUAAUCGUCCAGCCUCAAGGGUUAGAGUUUGCUGCCCGUAAAGCUGCCAGUAUCGUUGGCGAUGCUCGGCGAGCGUUAGGUGUAGCUCGAAGAGCAGUAGAACUCUGCUAUGAAGAGCUCCAGCAGAAGAAGCAAGACACCUCGUUGAACGAACACCCGUUGACCAUUGCCCACAUUACUCGCGCUCUCGCCGACUACGACCUGGCGCUGAGUCCUCAACCAUACCUUACUUCGCUCCCCUACGCCUCCAAGCUUGUGAUGGCACUGAUGCUUGCGUGUAUGAAGCGGCUGGGCAAAGGCGAGACCACCAUGGGCCAAGUGGUGGAGGAGAUGAGAAACUCGGUGCUGAUUCUGGCGCACCCUCUGCACGAAUUUAAGGAGAUUGCGCUGAGUCUGAACUGGCAGGAACUUUUAUUCGGCGCCAAUAGUUUCUAUUUUGGUACCGAGUUUUCCCUGGACGUCAGAGUACGCCAAUUCAAUUACAUUGUGUCGGAACUAGCGGAGUCGGGCGUGGUAGUGAUGGAAAAUCGCGGCGGCGAACUCUACCGCAAAAUAAAGUUUAACUUCCCCAAGGAUGAGAUCGAGGCCGCCGUUAAGGACCUUACGAUGUGA
This is a messenger RNA of Diutina rugosa, 2217 nucleotides long. RefSeq names its product origin recognition complex subunit 1 (gene ORC1). The coding region runs from base 1 to 2217 and encodes 738 amino acids. Gene Ontology annotation, molecular function: ATP hydrolysis activity; ATP binding; DNA replication origin binding. The transcript has a single exon. Gene Ontology annotation, biological process: mitotic DNA replication checkpoint signaling; DNA replication initiation. NCBI's taxonomy places the organism in Eukaryota, Fungi, Ascomycota, Pichiomycetes, Serinales, Debaryomycetaceae. The record is from RefSeq and is a predicted model, not a curated record. Gene Ontology annotation, cellular component: nuclear origin of replication recognition complex.